AUGCGGACUCGAAUCAAGGAGGUGGUCGGUGUUGAUUGGUUCGACGGUGCCGUGAUGAAUUGUACGUUUGAGGGGCCCCUAGUUCGAGACAUCCUCCUCGCAGCUGGUGUGGGAGAAGAAGAUGGUGCCAUGCAGCGCAACGUCGUACCGAAACACAUCCAUUUCGCAAACCAUGGAGGCAAGACCCAGCACGAUGAAUGGUACGGUGGCAGUAUUCCAUUCGCUAGGGCCAUGGAUCUCGAGAUGGAUGUGAUCCUGGCAGUCAAGAUGAAUGGCUUGCCUCUCGAAGCUCGUCACGGCUUCCCUGUAAGGGCAAUCGUUCCGGGGGUCCUCGGAGCUCGUUCUGUCAAAUGGCUCGACUCCAUCACGGUCUCGGACCAGGAGUCGCCCUGCUUCUAUCAGCAGCGAGACUACAAGGUCUUGCCUCCGGAAGUAAGCGAUUCGAAAACGGCCGAAGGGUAUUGGUCGCGUUGUCCCUCCAUGCUCGAGAUGCCUAUCAACGCCUGUGUCGCUUGGCCAGUCUCCGGUUCCACCAUCAAGCUGCCUGCUUCUGGCUUCAUCGAGGUUCUGGGCUAUGCCGUGCCACAGAGCUCUCACGGGCCCGUGAUCAGGGUGCAAGUCUCUGGCGAUGAAGGCAAGACUUGGUCGGAUGCGCAGCUCGAACAUGGUGGCAAAUAUGCUAGCAAGUGGACUUGGGUCCUGUGGAACGCUAGGAUCAAGAUAGAGAAAGGAGAGGGCAGAAGAAUCUUCGCCAAAGCUACUGAUUCCGGGGGCUACACCCAGACCGAGGAAAGAUCCUCCUGGAAUUUGAGAGGAGUUGCUUACAAUGGGUAUGAGGCUGCUUUCGAUUUGACUGUUAUUGAGGAAGUUGAUCGUCAGGCGGUCACCACACGUUUCGAUGUGGCAAGAUUAUAA
This is a messenger RNA of Exophiala oligosperma, 915 nucleotides long. RefSeq lists its product as uncharacterized. Gene Ontology annotation, cellular component: mitochondrion. Gene Ontology annotation, molecular function: molybdenum ion binding; oxidoreductase activity. The record is from RefSeq and is a predicted model, not a curated record. The transcript has 2 exons. NCBI's taxonomy places the organism in Eukaryota, Fungi, Ascomycota, Eurotiomycetes, Chaetothyriales, Herpotrichiellaceae. Bases 1 to 915 code for a protein of 304 amino acids.